Manihot esculenta (cassava) is the source of this 2265-nucleotide messenger RNA. Its product is annotated as protein SOSEKI 3. The transcript is spliced from 7 exons. Lineage: Eukaryota; Viridiplantae; Streptophyta; Magnoliopsida; Malpighiales; Euphorbiaceae. The record is from RefSeq and is a predicted model, not a curated record. Bases 391 to 2019 code for a protein of 542 amino acids.
GCAGUAAAAAGGCAAAAAGCCAAAAUCACACCUCAACAAAUCAGCGCAGCAGCUUCCUGCUUUCCAUCUCUCUUUCGCUUUCUCUCUCUUUCAGUCCCAUCGAAUCAAGCCAAAACCGGUUCACCAGAAAAUAAGGAGCAGCGGCUUUUCUGUUCGGCCGUUUCCUUUUUCCGUCACCAUCACUUCAAAUCAUCCGUCUCUCUCGAUAACAUUUGAAGCUUUCAAUGGGCUAAAAAGCCACACUGUCUCUCUACUCCAGCAGUAAAUGCUCCUUCCUCUGCUUUCACUAUCCUCACUCAGGAUUCAUCUCUGAAGAGAACCAUCAAGCUGGUGGAACGUUUUCCCCUUUUUGGAAGGGGCGGGGGGUGGUGUUAGGGUUUUGAUGCUGAAAUGGAGGCAAGAAUGAAGAAGUACAGACAAGUGAGUCCGGAGAGAGCAAAAGUGUGGACCGAGAAGUCGCCGAAGUACCAGCAGAAUCUGAAAGUGCCUGUGGUUUAUUAUCUAUGUAGAAAUCGCCAGCUUGAACAUCCUCACUUCAUUGAAGUGCCAUUCUGUUCGCCGGACGGUCUCCACCUGAGAGAUGUGAUUGAGAGGCUCAAUGUGUUGAGGGGCAGAGGGAUGGCUUCUAUGUAUUCAUGGUCCUGCAAGAGAAGCUACAAAAAUGGAUUUGUUUGGCAUGACCUCUGCGAAGAUGACCUAAUUCUUCCUGCUCAUGGAAAUGAAUACGUUCUCAAAGGUUCUGAACUCUUUGAAGAAAAUAAUUCAGAUCGUUUUGCCCCUGUUGGAACCAUGAAAAUUCAGAAUCUGAAACAAUUGCCAGAACCUGCUUCUUCUAGAUGUCAAGAUGAUUCCUCAUCAUCUUCAAGCAUGAAUAGGGAAACAAAGAAUUCUCAGGAUGAUGAUGUCUCCCCUCCACUUCAGCGUCCUGGCUCAUCAGGUGUGUCACCAGAGUCUAGAGAUGGCAAGAAUUCCUCGUGGAAUGGUUCUCUAAGCUUGACAGAGUACAAGGUUUGCAAGAGUGAUGGAUUAGCAGAUGCUUCAACGCAAACUGAGGAAACUAUGAGCAGACCUAAAUCUCGGGAAACCUGUACAAGGGGUGUUUCAACUGAUGAUUGCUCAUCAGAACAUGAAUACAAUGAUAAUUAUCUGAACCAAGUUCCACGUGUUAAGGAGACAUCUGAUAUAAGUGAGAGUUCAGUUUCCCCUCCACCGUCAUCCUCUAGUGCAUCUUCAUCAGGUGGAAAGACUGAAACUUUGGAGUCCUUGAUUAGAGCUGAUGUUAAUAAAAUCAACAGUUUUAGGAUCCUUCAAGAGGAAGAAAUUCGAAUGCCAGCCAAUGCAAGGCUCAAAGCCACUAAUAUUUUGAUGCAACUGAUAUCCUGUGGGUCGAUUUCAGUGAAAGAUCACAGUUUUGGACUUGUACCAACGUACAGGCCAAGGUUUUCUCAUUCAAAAUUUGCGACUCCGUUGUUCUCUACUUCAUUAAUGUUAGGGGAGCUUGAUUGUCUCACAGAGAAUCCAAGAUUGAUGGGUCUGAGGUUGCAAGACAAGGAAUAUUUCAGUGGGAGCCUUCUGGAGAAAAAAAAGCUCAAGGAAGAAGGAGAUGAACUGAAUACUUUAAAGCGUUCUUCUUCCUACAAUGAAGACAGGAGUUGUAAGCAAACAGAAUCAGCUGAGAACAAUGAUGAGUCAACAUCGGGACGCUCAAAAUGCGUUAUAACAUCAAUGAAAGCCUCAAUAAGCAAGCAACCGAGAAGUGAAUCAAUGGGAUCACCCAUUUCUGAUAAACCCCGAAACUCUUCUGAUGAGGCCAAUGGCUCUGAAGCCAUGCACAGUAGCACAUCUAAUGGCAACAGCAAAAGAAUCACAGAACCUGUUUCAGGCAAAAAGCAAUCAAAGAAGCUUGAUUCCUUCAGAGAAGAGAGAGAGAAGGUGAUCAGAAUAGAGGAAAGGCUUUCUUCAGGAGCUCGGGUUAUAAUUCAAUCCAAAACGUCAUGUGAUGCAGUUUGCAGAUCUUAGAGCACAUUUAAAAGGCAAAAGACCAUGGUAAAGAAAUUGUUUCAAUUGGGCAAAAAAUUAUGUUCAAUGUGUAAAAGCCAAAAAAUACUUUGUUUUAGAAUUUGGUUUGAAAUUCAAAUGAUGGUGUUUUCUUGGCGGGUCCAGAUUCUGUAAAUCUAAAAUGCUAAAGAAAAGAGGAAUAGGGUAGGUUCAGGAGUGGUCCACUGGGCGAUCAGCUUUCAUAAAUUGGAUGAUACCUUUUACACA